AUGGAAUGGAAGCAAGCCUCACCCUAUCCACACGCCCACCGCAGCGCCGUUUUCCCUCCACAACGUCCUCCGCGAUCAAAAACAAAACCAUCACCACACCCUCCUCUCCCUGAGACCAACCGAACUCUCACACACACGCCACCAAAUUCAUCAAGAAACCUCGAGAGGAUCAUGGCCGGCGUGAACACCAGUGUGGUCGGCCUCAAGCCCGCCGCGGCGGUGCCACAGUCCGCGUCGCCGGCGGCGGCAAAGCGCGUGCAGGUCGCCCCGGCCAAGGACCGGCGGUCGGCGCUUCUCGGCCUGGCGGCCGUCUUCGCCGUCACGGCCGCCACCGCCGGGUCGGCCAGGGCAAGCGUCUUCGACGAGUACCUCGAGAAGAGCAAGCUCAACAAGGAGCUGAACGACAAGAAGAGGGCGGCGACGAGCGGCGCCAACUUCGCGCGCGCCUACACCGUCCAGUUCGGCAGCUGCAAGUUCCCCUACAACUUCACCGGCUGCCAGGACCUCGCCAAGCAGAAGAAAGUCCCGUUCAUCACCGACGACCUCGAGAUCGAGUGCGAGGGGAAGGAGAAGUUCAAGUGCGGAUCCAACGUCUUCUGGAAAUGGUGA
Messenger RNA from Triticum turgidum subsp. durum (durum wheat), 609 nucleotides. The record is from the annotation of a GenBank genome assembly. Lineage: Eukaryota; Viridiplantae; Streptophyta; Magnoliopsida; Poales; Poaceae.